Pelobates fuscus (common spadefoot toad) is the source of this 1074-nucleotide messenger RNA. RefSeq lists its product as uncharacterized. The transcript is spliced from 5 exons. Gene Ontology annotation, biological process: regulation of apoptotic process. The record is from RefSeq and is a predicted model, not a curated record. Bases 106 to 873 code for a protein of 255 amino acids. NCBI's taxonomy places the organism in Eukaryota, Metazoa, Chordata, Amphibia, Anura, Pelobatidae.
AUUGGAAGCCAAGUGAUGGACAACAACAUGGCCUAUUUACUAUAACCAUCCCAAAUUGGUGUCUUAUAUUCUAUACAUGUAAUCUAUCACUACGUGACUUGCACUAUGAUCAAAUCAUUGAAGAAAGUCACAUUCAGCCAGGAGCCGGUUUACUUAGGUUCCACUUCCAGAUCAGUUAAUAAUAACAUCCAUUCAGGCAUAUUACAGUACUAUCACCCCGUGAUGGUUAAACAUCUUCCUCUGACGUCUGCGCUAUACAGAAAGCUGAAGGAGAACGGAAUCUUAACGAAUGAGCAGAUUGGAUUGUUGGAGUUAGAAGAGAGUCAGCAUGGGAAGGUGUUCAAGCUUAUCCAAGUCUUGAGGAAAGCAGAUCAUCAUGUUUUUACAACAUUCUGUGCGGUUCUUCAUGAGACCGGUCACCAUCAACUUGCGCAGAUUUUACAGGAGGCUACAAGACACAACAGACAGCAGUUACCGCUGGUGCCAUCAAUUUCACAACCAAAACAAACCUUACAUGAGAUAAUUGCACCACAUCAUGAAUCUAACCAGACAGUAAAGGGAGAAAAUAUACAACUGAGGAGACACUAUCAAAGCUUGAGAAAAGCAUACACCAAAAAGCUGGAAGACCUUGAAGAGCAGAUAUCACUGGCCAAAUGGAAGCGAGAGCUCGUUAUAAAGGAGAAAGACAUAAUCUGGAGUGAAAACGAAGCCCUUCAAAACCUGAAUAUUGAGCUUCAAGCCCUGAUUGACAAACUGCAGGAGACCCGUCUCCAGCCCAAGCACAGGCAUGAUUUAGGAUUAAGCAAGGAUUUCACAUACAAAAACUCAAGAGCAUUUCACCCAGCCACCAAAGUAGGACAUAUUUAUAGGUGAUAAAUGGGGGAAUGAUUCCCCGCGCACUCAGACCCGAUAUCUGGAGAGGCUAGGUUUCAGGAAGCAUACAGUGCCUGCAGAUGUUUGUGUAACCUAAUGACUAUGACUAAAGUGUAUAUAUUCUCCAAUCCAUUGUGUUACAAUAAAAUCAAGCUUUUUUAAUAGGAACUGGCUCCAUUAAGGCUCAUGUUAAAGGCCAUG